This is a messenger RNA of Glycine soja, 1542 nucleotides long. RefSeq names its product nucleoside-triphosphatase-like. The record is from RefSeq and is a predicted model, not a curated record. Gene Ontology annotation, molecular function: nucleoside diphosphate phosphatase activity. Gene Ontology annotation, biological process: nucleoside diphosphate catabolic process. Bases 16 to 1395 code for a protein of 459 amino acids. The transcript has 9 exons. Gene Ontology annotation, cellular component: membrane. NCBI's taxonomy places the organism in Eukaryota, Viridiplantae, Streptophyta, Magnoliopsida, Fabales, Fabaceae.
GCCAGAGUGCAGUGAAUGACCAAGAACAACAUGAAUUUUCUAACCUUCGUUACUGUUCUACUCUUCAUACUACCAGCAACCUCAUCUUCCCAGUAUUUGGGGAACAACCUUCUCACUCAUCGCAAGAUAUUCCUAAAAAAAGACAACAUUAUUACCUCGUACGCUGUCAUCUUUGACGGUGGUAGCACAGGAACCCGUGUGCAUGUCUUCCAUUUUGACCAGAAUUUGGAUCUCCUUCCCAUUGGUGAUAGUCUUGAGCUUAAUAAAAAGAUCACACCCGGUUUAAGUGCUUACGAGGAUGAUCCCGAGCAAGCUGCAGAAUCUCUGAUUCCACUUUUGGAGGAAGCAGAAAGUGUAGUUCCUGAGGACUUGCGUCCCAACACACCCGUUAGGCUAGGGGCAACUGCAGGCUUAAGGCUUUUGAAAGGGAAUGCUUCUGAACAAAUAUUGCAAGCGGUUAGGGAUAUGCUGAGUAACAGAAGUACCCUGAACCUACAAUCUGAUGCAGUAACUAUUCUUGAUGGAAACCAAGAAGCUGCUUAUAUGUGGGUGGCAUUGAACUAUCUAUUGGGCAAUUUGGGAAAAGUGAUUUCAAAGACGGUGGGAGUAGCUGAUCUUGGAGGUGGAUCAGUUCAAAUGGCAUAUGCAGUCUCAAAGAAUACAGCUAAAAAUGCACCACAACCACCAGAAGGAGAAGAAUCAUACAUAAAGACUCUUGUACUUAAUGGAAAAACUUAUGACCUCUAUGUUCACAGUUACUUGCACUUUGGUAAAGAAGCAUCUCGUGCGGAGAUGUUGAAGGUCACUGGUGAUUCAGCUAACCCUUGCAUUUUAGCCGGUUAUAAUGGGACCUACACAUAUUCGGGAGUUAAAUAUAAGGCCUUGGCCUCCACUUCUGGGUCCAAUUUCGAUAAAUGUCGAGAGGUAGCUCUUAAAGCUCUGAAAGUGAAUGAACCAUGCCCUCAUCAGAAUUGCACUUUUGGCGGGAUAUGGAACGGUGGAGGGGGGAGUGGACAAAAAGUCCUUUAUGUUACUACAUCUUUCUAUUAUCUGGUUAUACAGGCUGGUAUAGCCGAUGCAAGUAAAACCAGUUCCAAAGUUUAUCCUGCGGAAUUCAAGGCCGCAGCUAAGCGAGCGUGUCAAGUCAAAUUUGAGGAUGCUCAAUCCACUUAUCCACUUAUGAUGGAGGAUGCACUUCCAUACAUUUGCAUGGAUAUUACGUAUCAGUAUACGUUGCUCGUCGAUGGAUUUGGCCUGGAUCCUUGGAAAGAGAUUAUAGUAGCAAAUGAAAUUGAAUACCAAGGUGCUCUUGUGGAAGGAGCAUGGCCUCUAGGCAGUGCCAUAGAAGCCAUAUCUUCAUUGCCCAAAUUUAAUAAAUUGAUGUAUUUUAUAUAACACUUAAAGAGAAGUGGGCUUCCUUUAAUUACUAAAUAAAAUGAAGCUCGAUGUAUAUCAACUCUUUCUAUCCUUAUUCCAUUGUGUGUAUGUGGUCACCAUUUCCGUAUGAUUCAUUUGCCAAUAUCAUACAAUCACAUUCCAAUA